Messenger RNA from Aphanomyces astaci, 1791 nucleotides. RefSeq lists its product as hypothetical. Lineage: Eukaryota; Oomycota; Saprolegniomycetes; Saprolegniales; Verrucalvaceae. The record is from RefSeq and is a predicted model, not a curated record. The transcript has 4 exons. The coding region runs from base 29 to 1423 and encodes 464 amino acids.
ACGCGGUUCUGGACAAACCAGGGAAAAAAUGGCGCUCGACGACGCAAUCCAAUGCCCGACGUGCCUCGCGCAGUUUCCGCUUCGUGACGAUGCCUUUCCCGUGCACAUGUCGACAUGCGCUCCAGGCGGCACAAUCGACGCAGAGUACAAGAGCUGCUUGAUCUGCUUCAAAGUCUUCGGGCCGAACGUCCCUUCCUACGAGAUCCUGUUUCACAGGGACGAAUGCGAACGGGUAAAUGGUCCGCCUCCAAAGCGUGCAGGCGCACAGAAGCGUCGACGGGGUAGCGAUGCAGACAAAUCAUUGUCUGUGUUGUCCAACUCGUCAUCGUUGUCGUCGCGAGCACCAUCCUCCCAUCAUCCCACACCGCCUUCAUCGUUGACGUCCGACUUGACUCCGGACUCGCAGACGCUCAACUGCACCCCUACGCUUUGUUUCUUGUGUGGACAAGGCGGCCGACAGCUCGUCGUAUGCACGUCCAAAUGCUCGCGGGCGUUCCAUGUAGGAUGCAUCGGAGAAACCGCGGCGUUGACUCAGCGGCAAGGCCUGGGUGCGCGCAGAGUGUGGCAAUGUGCCGAGUGCAGUCGAAACGUCCACACGUGCUUCUCGUGUGGGUUCCUUGGCGACGACGGCAUCGACAUGUUCCCGUGCUCGAUGGCCGGCUGCGGCCUGUACUGCCACGAUCGGUGCAUGCCGCAACCCGUCGUCGACGCGGCCGCGUUUGAGUGCCGCCGACACCGAUGCCAAGAAUGCAGCAUGCCCAGCGCCGCGCCGGCGCUUCCAUCCGACUGCAUCCAGUGCUACAAGUGUCCCACCAUGGUGCACAAGUCUUGCGAAAACGGCAAGCCCUUGCCAUCGUUUUCCAACGUCGCGGGCGUGUACGGCGACUGCGGCCGGCACGCCGCGGCGUUCCCGCCUCCUGCCCACUUCAAGGCCAAGCUGGCCUUGCAGGACAUUGUGCUCGUGUUGGAGUUGGCCAACUACGUUCUGUCUGUGGGGGCGAAAGGGUUCAAAGGCAACCAGUGGGGCCGCGUGGUCCGCGUGGAAUCCGUGGAUGGCGGCGCCCAACUGCUCUCGGUGCUCUUGUUUGCCUGCGGUAGCGUGAUUUGUGUGCCAGGGCACUGCCUCUUGCGCCUGGGACGCCAGUAUGCCCUCACGGCAGCGUGCUUGACGGAAUGCUUGACGAGUCACGUCCAUGCCGAACUCAACAUCCGUCAGAUCCUCACUGUCGGCGCGUUGUCGGCAACCCAGCAAGUCGAUGCCACCAUGGACACGUGCUUGGCGUUUCAAGAUUUCGGCAAACAACUCAAGAUCAUGUCGAGUCAAUUGGUGGCCAUCGCCAAGGGCGCGAGCCACACGUGGACUUCUGCGACAGCGUUCCAGCCCUUUCAAAAGCUAGACACGCGCCGUCGCCGUCCAUCGUAACAAACACACAAAGACACAUAAUACAUCAUUGUUUUGUCCAUGUGCGACGGGGUUUACAAUCGAGUGUCGACGUGUCCGUGCAAUUUGGCUUCGUCCGCACACAAGUCAGUCGUGCCGUUCACGACGAUGGGGCCCCCCAUGCACGCCGGGAGAUAUUUGGACCCCCCCAUCCACGCCUUGAGCUUGGGCGCGUAUUCCUUCCGUGUGGGGCAGAUGCGGAUCUUAUGGCGCGUCACGUCGCUCACGAGGCGCUGGACCACGUUCCAAAACGCAUUGAACCACACGGGUGUGUUGAUCAAGUACACGACGCCGCAGCGUUCGGGGUAGUGCUGGCCUAAUUAUCGAUAUAUUGUCGAUUUGAUACAAAU